CUCGACAGGUGUGGUGAGAGACGAACAAAAAAAAAACAGACACAGAGAAGAGAAGAGAAGGAGGAGAGGGAGAAGUGAACUGGAAUAAAAAGAAAUACGGGUGGAGUGAAGAUAAAGCAGUGUUCUUGCAUCCGGUGCUGACUGUGACCACCAGUUGAAAAAACGAAAAGAUUUUGUGGAUCCAAUAGAGGUGGACAGGUGGACAUCACAAGGCAGAGAGACAGAAACAAAGAUGGCUGAGGCCCCGAAGAUUGAACUCUUCGUUAAGGCCAGUGUUGACGCUGAGAGUGUGGGGAACUGUCCCUUCUGCCAGAGACUCUUUAUGAUUCUUUGGUUAAAAGGAGCCAACUUUACCCUCACCACCGUGGACAUGAAGAGGGCACCUGAUGUGCUGAAGGCUUUGGCUCCAGGCUCUCAGCCUCCCUUCCUCCUCUACAAUGACGAGGUCAAAACUGACACUAACAAGAUUGAGGAGUUCCUGGAGGAGACCUUAGCCCCACCGCAGUAUCCAAAGUUGUGCUGCCGAUACAAAGAGUCCAACGGCGCCGGGGAAGACAUCUUCAGAAAAUUCUCAGGAUAUAUAAAGAAUCCCAACCCUGGGUUAAAUGACAUGCUAGAGAAGAAAUUUCUUUCAACUCUGGUGAUGCUGAACAUGUACCUAGAGACUCCUCUUCCUCAUGAGCUGGACAAGAACCCGAAUGCCACUGAGUCUUCACGCCUCUACCUGGACGGUGACACCCUCACCUUGGCAGACUGCAACUUGCUUCCCAAACUCAACAUUGUCAAGGUGGUGUGUAAGGAGUACCGCGACUUUGCCAUCCCUGCAGAGCUGAAAGGUCUGACACGUUACCUGGGUAAUGCCUACAAACGAGAUGAGUUUCGUUACACAUGCCCAAAUGACUCAGAGAUCCUCAUUGCUUACCAAUCUGUGGCAAAGUACCUGAACAAAUAGAUCAAGAGGGAGAGAUGAAAAUGAAUAAAAUGAGACAGAGAACAAAGAAGAAUGAAAUGAGAAAUGCAGAGAACGACAGAGAAAAGGUGACAAAAUGCCUGAAAACUGUACAGGAUUUAUUGUACAUGAUUGAGCCUGGCUAAUGAAAAUUGUUUGCAAUAGUAUGAUCAAUAAUUAGCUUUCUAUAAAAAAAAGUAUGUUUAAAGUGUUACUUAAAAAGUUGCUUAAGUUGUAUUUGUACGCUGUAUAUACUGUAUUGCAUGCUGUGGUUGUACUGAUGUGGAGUUGUUAUUCAGCCCCAGUAAGAGUUAUAAAAAGCACUGUAAAUCCCAGAGAAUAUUUAUGUUAUGUCUCAUUAUGCAUGCAUGUAUUGUGUCUAAGUAUUUACAUAAUUGUGACUGCAAUUUAUUCAUUCAUUUUUGACAUAAAAUCAGAUGCAACUUUAAAUCAAAUAUUUGACAUGUUCAGAAAGUUGUUAAAAUAAACAUAAAACACAGUUGGCAUUGGCUGUAGAUAAGGUAGACCUGAAAGCUGUUAAAGUGUCUUUUAAUGGUAUGUUUUUAAACAAACGAGGAACAUUGCUCCAAUUAAUGAAAAUUAAAACACCCAUAUAUAUAUUGCAUAUUUUUUCACAGACCGUCCUCCGAAUGAUUUUCUGAAAAUAAAUGAUGUAUCUCAGUCAUGUUUAACUUUGACAUACUGAAUGAAGAUGUUUUGUUAUGUUCAAUAUUAAAGGCUAUGUGAAAAUAUUCCACUGGUGUUGAUUGUAUGAAUAUUGGCUGAGUCUGCAAUGAUGUGUAUCAUUAAAGUGAAAACAAUAUAUAUGUAAAUCUAAGGGGAAAAAAUACAUUAUACAGUAUUUGGCCUAGAAGUUACAUUUUUAACUUCUC
This is a messenger RNA of Morone saxatilis (striped sea-bass), 1842 nucleotides long. It is a transcript of the gene clic3, whose product is annotated as chloride intracellular channel 3. The transcript is spliced from 7 exons. Lineage: Eukaryota; Metazoa; Chordata; Actinopteri; Moronidae. The record is from RefSeq and is a predicted model, not a curated record. The coding region runs from base 233 to 952 and encodes 239 amino acids.